Messenger RNA from Cuculus canorus (common cuckoo), 3797 nucleotides. RefSeq names its product membrane anchored junction protein (gene MAJIN). NCBI's taxonomy places the organism in Eukaryota, Metazoa, Chordata, Aves, Cuculiformes, Cuculidae. Gene Ontology annotation, biological process: meiotic attachment of telomere to nuclear envelope; homologous chromosome pairing at meiosis. Gene Ontology annotation, cellular component: nuclear inner membrane. Gene Ontology annotation, molecular function: DNA binding. The coding region runs from base 1242 to 2537 and encodes 431 amino acids. The record is from RefSeq and is a predicted model, not a curated record. The transcript is spliced from 11 exons.
AUUUUCCCUGCAAACGCCACUGUCUGGCAUCACCAGAUCAAAAAUGGAUCAAAGCAGCAGUUUCCUCUGAGUUUCCUCCUCAAACCCCAUGUGAGACUUGAGCUGCAGCUUCUCCUGCCUUUCCGUGGUGUCUCCAGGAAUCCCUGAGUGUGUGCAGCAGAGGUCAAGGAAAAAAAACGCUGGAACUCUGUGCAGGAAAAGUGCCUGAACCUGGAAAAGGCAAACCUGCCACAGCUGCAGUCUGGGAGAGAAAGGACUGACCGAGGGGCCGUCAUUAGGCACCAGAGUGAACGCUGACCUGAGAGGCACGGGCAGAGCUCAGGCCCCCCUGAAAGCGGCUGCCAGACUGCCACAAGGUCAAGGCCGCCUCCUCCGAGGCUCUGGGCUCCCGUUGGCACCAACAGCGCCCCAAGCCCCGAGAUGCAGCGGCCCCUGAAGCGGCAGCGGCAGCGGCCCGGCCACAGCGGGGGCCGGGGGAGCCGGGGGGGGGGAUCUGAUGGGUUCGGUUCCGCUCGGGCGGGUUCGGCUCUGCUCGGGUGGGUUCGGCUCCGCUCGGGCGGGUUCGGCUCCGUUCGGGUGGGUUCGGCUCCGCUCGGGCGGCUUCGGCUCCGCUCGGGCGGGAUCGGCUCCGUUCGGGCGGGAUCGGCUCCGUUCGGGCGGGAUAGGCUCCGCUCCCCUCAGGCAAGGGCGGGCCUGAUCCUGUGGGAAUAUGCUGAUCCUGUGGAAUGCCUUAUUACCGUGGGGAAUGCCCUGAUCCUGCGGGAAAUGCCUCGAUCCCGAGGGGAAUGCUCUCAUCCCACAGGGAAUGCCUUGAUCCCAAGGCGAAUGCCAUGAUCUCCCAGGAUCCCUCUGAUCCUGCAGGAAAUGCCUUGAUCCUAUAGGGAAUGCCCUCAUCGCACAGGGAAUACCCUAAUUCAACAGGGAACGCACUGAUCCUGUGGGAAAUGCCUUCAUUCCACAGGGGAUGUCCUGAUCCCAAAGAGGAAAGCCUUGAGCCUGUGGGAAGUGCCCUGAUCCUGUGGGGAAUAACGCCUUAUUCCUGUGGUGAAUGCCCUGACCCCACAGGGAAUGUCCUUGAUCCUGCAGGGAAAGCCCUCAUCCUGCAGGGAAUGCCCUCAUCCCACAGGAAAUGCUCUGAUCCUGUAGGGAAUUCCCUGAUCCCAUGGGGAAUGCCCAGCUCUUCUGGGACGGGCACUGGGGUCAGGAAUUUGGGAGCGGGUGGGAAUCUGUCCUAGCUGCUGAUGUCCCCAAGAGGAGAAACUGCCCGUGGGCUCUUCUCGUCAGGCAGCACUGGAGCUGUGAAGGGGGGCAUUGACCUGGGCUGCUCGUGCUUCUCUAGGCCGGCAUUCGGAGAGCGGGAAAUGUCUCUGGAACCGUUCCCCUCACUGCUGCCCCAGACGAGGUUUCUCCAUGCGGGCCAGCACGUCUACAAGUUUAAAAUCCGGUACGGCCGCUUCCCCAGCGCUCCUGCUCCCGACAGUGUUCCAGGGGCUGCUGAGGAGUUGGAGGAAGUGAUUCGAGUGAUCCUUGGCAAUCUGGAUGAUUUGCAUCCCUUUUCUACAGACCACUUCACUGUCUUCCCAUAUCUGAGCAAAUGGGAGAGAGCGUGGAAGAUGAGAUUCACCCAUGGGAACGUCCGUCUCACGCCGUAUCCCUACGUGUGCACUCUGUACCUGGAACUGAACUCCUUCCCACAGCGUGGAUCCGGUGGUACAGAAGAAACCACAGGCAGGGAGGAGCUCUGUGGAUCAAGGUCUGGAGAUGCAGUGAAUGAGGGAAGAUGCCCUGUCCAGAUUCCCAAGAGAAAAUCCCCGUGGCUCUGCCAGCAUCACAUUCCUGCUAAUUACAAUCCCUUCCUGGGCCCUGCUCUAAGAACGGAGCCCACCGGAUGUCUGGGAAAGGAGAAUUUCUUGUUUAAAAACUCUGAGCACAAUUCUCUGGGUGGGCUCUUGAUGCUUCCCUUCUGCUGGAACAAGCAGCAAAGUCCCCAUCAGACGUUCACAACGCCCAGCUGUGAUGGUCUGAAAGUCAGGAGGAGCAGUGAAACUGCAAGGGCUGCAGGGGAAGGCGCUGGGCAGAGGAGCAGAGUGGCAGCCGGAGAAGAACCCUCAUGCCCACGGUCAGGCAUGAACAGUGCUGGAGCCGAAUGUGUUCCCCGUCUGCGUAAAGCCAAGCGUGGGCUGGAAAUGGGAAGCUAUGGGAAAUUCAAGAAGAGUCCACGGCGUCUGUUUGGUCCCCAGUUCUCAAAGUGCCCAGCAGAGAAAUGCCCGCAGAAUUCCUCCAGGGCCGAGGAGGGUGACUUCAGCCCAGCAGCCCUUCCCAAGGGCUGGGACCGUGGGAGUUGCUGUGGGCUUGCGGCAUCAAACCUGGACCAAAGAGCAGUGCCCAGUCUGGCUGAGGGGGCCGUUUGGCCACGGCAGCAACUGAACCAAACGGAGCCCGAAGGCCCAGGGAAGCUGGCAGGAAGAGGUUUCUCCCAGCUCUGGAGAAGCAUCAUCUUUGCACCACUGCAGCAUCUUUUUGGUGGGAAGAAUUGACCUGAAACAGGGACUAGCACGGAAAGGGAAACUUGCAGUGAGUGGCAGGGGCUGUUGUUUCUGUUGCAAUUCAGCUUUUCCCGCUGCUGCUCACAGCUGUCAAAUGCUUCCAAUGGAACUCUACUUUGUUUCCUUGUUCAAAUUAACAUCCUGAAGCUGUUGGGUUCCAAUGUCUUUUUCUUCAUGCCCUGGAGUUUUUGUGCAAAGCAACAAUCUUUAAGAUCUCCAAGUGUGACACUGAAAAAGCAUUCCAAUAAAACCAGCACCAACUGGGAACCGUUGGGAUUUUAAUCUGUCCGACCCUGGCAAGAAACACUCUUUCCCUGCAAGCAGCAGCCGAGGUUGCCAGUAUUGGAUGGAUCCUGUGCUUCGCAGCACUGGCAAAGCCACACCUGGUGACAAAGCUGUGUCCCCAGAGCCAUGCCCUGCAGCGAGGUCAUGGUGCCCAGGGCUGGAGCUUCCCCUGGUGCUGGUGGGAGAGGGAUGAGAGAGGGACAAGAGAGAGCAGCAUCCGUGCAGGCGAUCUUGGGGCCAUGAGGAGGUGACAGUGCUGUCAGCCCAGUGCUCCAGGGUUUCUGCCCAGUGCCCUGGCAGGAAAGGCUCCCUCCCUAUCCUGCUGGUCCCUCCUGCCUGGGUGAGGCUGCAGGCAGGGGGUCCUGUGGGAAAACACGGGGGAGCUGUGAGGGGCAGGGGAGAGAGGAUCCUGUGAGGGAGAAGAGUCCCAAGGGGUGCCCAGGAGGAGCCGGGGUCCCAGGAGAAGCAGAUACAGCACCCGGGAGGAGCAGAGCUGAGUGGUUCCAAACCGAGACGAGCAGUUCCGAGUGGUCCCGGAGCAGAAGCCCGAUGCUCGGCCUCACGUGGUGCCCAGGUGACAGAGAAGCCCUGCCUCGUGUGAGGAAGAAGCCACAGCGUGAAGCUGCUUGACUUCUGGUCCUUGAGACAAAGGCUGGCACUGAGCGUGGUGCACAGAGUUGGGGAGCACAGGGAGAGGGAAUGAGGUGCCUCUCAAGGAGCUGUGGCUGUGGCCAUCUGCGAGCAUCAAAGCACAAGGAACGAGAUGGGGGGAACUGAGGAAAGGGGAAACCCACCAUCUUCCCUCCCUAUUGCACCCUGGAGGGUUUUACUGGCACAAGGGAUGACAGGGCCCCCCACCCCUGGAUUUGUGCCCCUUCAGUGUGGUGGGGAUCCUGGCCCCUUCCCCAGGCAAGGCAGGGGGUGCACAAGGGAGGGCUGGGGUCUGCACAGGAGCCAGAAGCAGGC